Eupeodes corollae is the source of this 1032-nucleotide messenger RNA. RefSeq names its product piggyBac transposable element-derived protein 2-like. The record is from RefSeq and is a predicted model, not a curated record. Gene Ontology annotation, molecular function: sequence-specific DNA binding. The transcript has 3 exons. Bases 1 to 1032 code for a protein of 343 amino acids. Lineage: Eukaryota; Metazoa; Arthropoda; Insecta; Diptera; Syrphidae.
AUGAAGAAAAACCAGGCAUGGGAUUUAAUUUUAGAGAAGUAUAAAGAAAUUGACCCUGACGGUACCAUGGCCAUUAAAAACAAAAUAACUAACAUCAGAACGUGCUACCGUCGGGAGCUGAAAAAAGUAGCCGAUUCCCUAAAAUCUGGUGCUGGGGGAGAAGAUGUUUAUAUUCCCUCGUUAUGGUAUUUUUACGAAUUGGAUUUUCUUCGAGACCAAGAAGAGGCUUUCGAAAGCGUCUCAACAGUAGAUUUCGAUGUUGAAGCGUUAAAGAGAAAUCACACCCUAAAUGUUGCAACUCAAGAAAUUAGAGUGUAUAUUGCAAUAUUGCUUCUGACAGGAUACUUGACGCCAAAGUAUAUGAGAAUGUUCUGGCAAGUAAAAAGUGACACCCACAACGAGCUUGUAGCUUCCAGCAUGAGACGAAAUAUAUUUUUCGAAAUUCAGCAAUUUGUUCAUCUCUGUGAUAGUACGACUUUAUCGCCCAACGAUAAAUUUGCUAAAGUUCGCGAGUAUUUUACGAAACUGAACACAAACUUCAAAGCUCAUUUCGAAAAAGCUGGUUCUUCACAUACUUCUAUUGAUGAGACUAUAGUGCCUUACUUCGGCAGACACGGUACAAAGCAGCACAUCCACGGAAAGCCAAUAAGGUUUGGUUACAAGCUUUGGUCAGCAGCAACUCGCCAUGGAUACUUAUAUUUGCGGGAUCAAAAUGUUGGAGGAACUGGUAUUGUUCGAGAAAACCGCCUAGAAAAUUGCAAGCUGCCAAGUUCAAAGGGGAUGAGAAAAAAGCCUAGAGGUGAGCUAUGUCAUCAAAUGUCUUCGGAAAUUAUUGCAGCUAAGUGGCAUGAUAACAGUGUCGUCACCAUCGCAUCUAACUGUCAUUAUUGGAAUCCCAUCAUCAAAGUCAAUCGGAUUGGUUUCAUAAAUAAAAAGCGAUCGAAAAUUCAAGUAGAUUGUCCAGCUUCUAUCAAGAUGUACAAUAAGUAUAGGGUGGAGUUGACUGUUUUGACGAAAAUGUUGACUCCAUGA